This is a messenger RNA of Lucilia cuprina (Australian sheep blowfly), 614 nucleotides long. RefSeq lists its product as uncharacterized. NCBI's taxonomy places the organism in Eukaryota, Metazoa, Arthropoda, Insecta, Diptera, Calliphoridae. The coding region runs from base 153 to 614 and encodes 153 amino acids. The transcript has 3 exons. The record is from RefSeq and is a predicted model, not a curated record.
AAAACAAAUUUGCAAAUCUUUCUAGUUGUAAACAUAGCUGAAAACGUGUGAUUGGAAAAAAAAUUCCGGUUGGUUGCAAUUGACUUUUAGUGUCUGUGUAAAAACAAAUAUAACAAAUUUAAUGGCAUUCUCAAGUGUAAUAAUUAAAAACUAUGUCUAAACGUAACAUUGCAUACAUUAAACCGCAAGAUCCUAAAUUUUUGCAACAGUUAAAACAACAAAUUGGCUAUAAGGAGGGACCAUCCGUUGAAACAAAGAGACAGAAACUUCAAGAUUUCGAAGGCCAUUCCGAUAACGAAGACAGACCAGAACGUGAAGACGAAAAACCUCAAAUAGUUGUAAUAAAUUCUGGUGAUCUAACAGCAGACGAAGUAGCUCUAGAAGAAAAGCGUUUAGCUAAAGAAGCUGCAGAAGAACCUGCAGAUUUAAAUCAACCAAUCGUAUUUCGCAAACGCCAUAAGCCUGGAGACGAUUUAGCUUUAAAGUCUAUUUUACCUUCAACAAAAGAUACUAAGGCUGACAAAAAGAACAAAGACAAACCAAGACAAAAAUCGUUCGUUAAAAGUACAGUGAAGUUAUCUUUUAACCCCGAGGAAGAGGAAGAAGACCAAUAA